AGUUUCUUUUUUGCGCAUGAAUUCCUUUGCAGGGAUUUGAAAUGGGUUUAAGCCAAUUUGUGUAGAAGCUUAAGUUGGAGUGACAUUUCAUUGGUCAAUGGAAGCAUCGAUGGAUGGAACGCCAUUCUCUGCAUGGUCGUGGUCUGUGGAGCAGUGUUUGAAAGAGUACAAGGUGAAACUAGACAAGGGUCUAAGCUCUUAUGAUGUCGAGAAGAGGCGAGAGAGGUAUGGUUGGAAUGAGCUUAAGAAAGAAAAGGGAAAGCCCCUGUGGCGGCUUGUUCUAGAACAGUUUGAUGAUAUGCUUGUCAAGAUCCUCCUUGUGGCGGCCUUCAUAUCAUUCAUUCUAGCUUACUUGCAUGGAAAUGAAAAUGGGGAGGUCGGCUUUGAAGCCUAUGUGGAACCACUUGUGAUUGUCUUGAUUUUAGUCCUUAAUGCCAUUGUCGGAGUUUGGCAAGAGAGUAAUGCUGAGAAGGCACUUGAAGCCCUCAAGGAGAUGCAGUGUGACUCGAGCAAGGUUGUAAGGGAUGGAUAUCUUGUGCCAGAUUUGCCAGCAAGAGAGCUCGUACCAGGGGAUAUUGUUGAAUUGCGGGUUGGUGACAAAGUCCCGGCUGACAUGAGAGUUGCAGUUUUGAAAACCUCAACCUUGAGGAUUGAACAAAGCUCGUUGACGGGGGAGGCAAUGCCCGUACUGAAAGGGACCAAUCCUAUACUCAUGGAUGACUGCGAAUUGCAGGCCAAGGAAAAUAUGGUUUUUGCAGGCACAACAGUUGCAAAUGGGAGCUGCAUCUGUAUUGUUGUGAACACUGGCAUGUGCACUGAAAUUGGCAAGAUACAGACACAAAUUCAUGAGGCCUCUUUGGAAGAGAGUGAUACUCCUUUAAAGAAGAAGCUUGAUGAAUUUGGGAACAGGCUUACAACUGCAAUUGGCCUCGUUUGUCUCACUGUGUGGAUUAUCAACUACAAGUAUUUUCUCACAUGGGAACUAGUUAAUGGAUGGCCAACGAAUAUCCGAUUUUCUUUUGAGAAAUGCACAUAUUAUUUCAAAAUAGCUGUUGCCCUUGCCGUAGCAGCAAUCCCAGAAGGCCUUCCAGCCGUGAUUACGACUUGUUUAGCUCUGGGUACUAGAAAAAUGGCACAAAAGAAUGCAAUUGUACGGAAGCUUCCAAGUGUAGAAACUUUAGGAUGUACAACUGUGAUUUGUUCAGAUAAAACAGGGACUUUGACAACAAAUCAGAUGUCUGUGAUGCAGUUUUUUACUUGGGGAGGAAAAACCACAUCUUCUCGAGUUUUUCAAGUCCAAGGCACGACCUAUGAUCCUACGGAUGGUGGAAUUGUAGACUGGAAUUGUUACAACAUGGAUGCAAACUUGCUAGCCAUGGCAGAAAUAUGUGCAAUCUGCAAUGAUGCUGGGAUAUUCUGUGAUGGUCGUACCUUCCGAGCUACUGGUUUGCCCACUGAGGCAGCUCUUAAAGUAUUGGUUGAAAAGAUGGGAGUUCCAGAUAAUAAAAUGAGGAACAAAAUUCGUGAUGCACAACUUGUGGCAAACUAUCUGAUUGAUCGCAACUCUGUUAAACUAGGAUGUUGUGAAUGGUGGAUGAAACGAUCAAGAAGGGUUGCAACAUUGGAGUUUGAUCGUAUUCGUAAGUCAAUGAGUGUUAUUGUUCGGGAGCCAACUGGGCAAAAUCGACUUCUUGUAAAGGGUGCCGUUGAGAGUAUUUUGGAGCGUAGUUCACAUGUGCAACUGGCAGAUGGAUCGAUUGUUCCAAUUGACGAACCUUGUAGGCAACUGUUGCUGUUGAGACAUUUGGAGAUGAGUUCAAUGGGAUUGCGGUGCUUGGGUUUGGCUUAUAAGGAUGAGUUAGGAGAGCUUUCGGACUACUAUGCUGAGAGUCAUCCUGCCCACAAGAAGUUGCUUGAUCCAUCUUUCUACUCCUUGAUUGAAAGUGACCUAGUUUUUGUAGGGGUUGUUGGUUUAAGGGACCCUCCUCGUGAUGAGGUUCACAAAGCAAUUGAAGAUUGUAGAAUGGCUGGGAUUAAAGUUAUGGUGAUAACCGGAGAUAAUAAGUCUACUGCUGAGGCUAUUUGUCGAGAAAUUCAAUUAUUUUCUACAGGUGAAGAUCUUAGAGGAAAAAGUUAUACUGGUAAAGAGUUCAUGGCACUUUCCUCUUUGCAACAAAUUGAAAUUUUGUCAAAACCUGGGGGAAAGAUUUUCUCUCGUGCUGAACCUAGGCACAAGCAAGAAAUUGUGAGGAUGCUAAAGGAGACAGGAGAAAUCGUUGCAAUGACUGGAGAUGGUGUGAAUGAUGCACCUGCACUGAAACUUGCUGACAUUGGAAUUGCCAUGGGCAUUACAGGAACAGAGGUUGCCAAAGAAGCUUCAGAUAUGGUUCUUGCAGAUGAUAACUUCAAUACCAUUGUUGCAGCUGUUGCAGAGGGCCGCUCAAUUUACAACAACAUGAAAUCAUUUAUCAGAUACAUGAUUUCAUCUAAUGUCGGUGAGGUGAUUUCCAUAUUCUUGGUUGCUGCUCUGGGGAUACCAGAAUGUAUGAUACCUGUGCAGCUUCUGUGGGUCAAUUUGGUUACUGAUGGCCCACCGGCAAUGGCUCUUGGAUUCAACCCUGCUGAUGUUGAUAUAAUGCGAAAACCACCACGCAAAAGCAAUGAUGCUCUCAUAAGCUCUUGGGUUAUGCUCCGUUACAUGGUAAUUGGUUCUUAUGUGGGCAUUGCCACUGUUGGAAUUUUCAUUUUGUGGUACACUCGGGCUUCUUUUCUGGGUAUUAAUCUAGUGAGCGAUGGGCAUGUGCUUGUUGACCUCUCUCAGCUUCGCAACUGGGGAGAGUGCUCUUCAUGGUCAAAUUUCUCGGCGACACCAUUUACUGUAGGUGGUGGACGAAUGAUUACUUUUUCAGACCCCUGUGAAUAUUUUACCAUUGGCAAAGUGAAGGCUAUGACUCUGUCACUUUCUGUUUUGGUGGCUAUCGAAAUGUUCAAUUCUCUCAAUGCCCUCUCUGAAGACAACAGCUUGGUCACAAUGCCACCAUGGAGGAACCCUUGGCUUCUUGUUGCCAUGUCUAUAUCGUUCGGGCUCCAUUGCCUAAUCCUCUAUGUUCCUUUCCUGGCAGAUGUGUUUGGUAUUGUUCCACUGAGUCUGAAUGAAUGGCUUCUGGUCAUUUUGGUCUCAGUUCCUGUUAUUUUAAUUGAUGAAGUCCUUAAAUUUGUGGGAAGGAGUAGAAGACGAAGAACAAAAGUAAAGACAGUCUAAUAUUUGUAGGUUUCAUGAAAGCAGUUUAAUGGAAGAGGAGAGAUGUAAUGGUGGAUAAAUGUUGUGGGACGUGCGAAGAAAAAUUCUUUGAUAAUAUAUAUUCUGUUUUGGCCCUUUU
This is a messenger RNA of Ilex paraguariensis (yerba mate), 3380 nucleotides long. The record is from the annotation of a GenBank genome assembly. Lineage: Eukaryota; Viridiplantae; Streptophyta; Magnoliopsida; Aquifoliales; Aquifoliaceae.